AGCAAAGGGGGCAGGCCGCACACAGCACAGGAGGAGGAGCUUGCUUUCCUUCCUUCCUUCCUUCCUGGGUUGGGUUUGGGUUUGCGUUGCGGCCCAUCCAUCGCAUUCGCGUUCGCAGGCACAAACCAAACACCUCCCCUCAAAUUUCUCUUUCUUGUCUCUUCUCCCUUUCCGCCUCGCCUCGCUGCCAAAGCUUCACAAAUCACAAAUCGGAAUCAGAUCCACCACGACACGGCGGCGGCAAUGGCGGCGUCGGCGACCCAGGAGGCCGACUGCAAGGCUUCCGAGGACGCCCGUCUCUUCUUCGACGCCGCCAAGCCCCCGCCCUUCCGCAUCGGCGACGUCCGCGCCGCCAUCCCCGCCCACUGCUGGCGCAAGACCCCCCUCCGCUCCCUCUCCUACGUCGCCCGCGACCUCCUCAUCGUCGCCGCCCUCUUCGCCGCAGCCGCUUCCUCCAUCGAUCUCGCAUGGGCGUGGGCAUGGCCGCUCUACUGGGCGGCGCAGGGCACCAUGUUCUGGGCGCUCUUCGUCCUCGGCCACGACUGUGGGCACGGGAGCUUCUCCGACAGCGCCAUGCUCAACAACGUCGUCGGCCACCUCCUGCACUCCUUCAUCCUCGUCCCCUACCAUGGAUGGAGGAUCAGCCACAGAACACACCAUCAGAACCACGGUCAUAUCGAGAGGGACGAGUCCUGGCACCCGAUCACCGAGAAAUUGUACUGGCAGCUGGAGACACGCACCAAGAAACUGCGCUUUACAUUACCAUUUACAUUGCUUGCCUUCCCUGUCUACCUCUGGUACAGAAGUCCGGGCAAGACCGGAUCUCACUUUCUGCCGAGCAGCGAUCUGUUCAGCCCCAAGGAAAAGAGUGACGUGAUUGUCUCCACCACCUGCUGGUGCAUCAUGAUUUCGUUGCUCGUCGCCUUGGCGUGCGUGUUUGGCCCUGUUCCGGUGCUCAUGCUAUACGGUGUCCCAUAUCUUGUAUUCGUGAUGUGGCUUGAUUUGGUGACUUAUCUGCACCACCACGGUCACAAUGACCUUCCCUGGUAUCGUGGAGAGGAAUGGAGCUACCUCCGCGGUGGCCUGACAACGGUGGAUCGGGACUACGGGUGGAUCAACAACAUCCACCAUGACAUUGGCACCCAUGUCAUCCACCACCUUUUCCCCCAAAUUCCUCAUUAUCACCUCGUAGAAGCAACAAAGGCAGCAAGACCAGUGCUGGGUAGAUACUACAGGGAGCCAGAGAAGUCAGGUCCGCUGCCACUUCACCUGUUUGGCGUUCUGCUGAGGAGCUUGAGAGUUGAUCACUUUGUCAGCGACGUCGGGGAUGUUGUUUACUACCAAACAGAUCACAGCUUGAACGGCACUGACUGGGCCGAAGAUGCUAAGCACAAGUGAAAAAUUAACUUGAAAAUUAUUGGAGUCACCGUGUACUAGUAGCUUAGUAAGCGAAGAAUGGAUUAUUUUCCUGAUAGAUAGCAUAUCCAUCAUAGCAUGAACUGCUGAAAGAAAGAGAAAUAAUAAGCAGCAAGGGCUACUUACCUGCUCAAAAGCAUGCGGCCCUGCAGAACACAGGGAUUCAUUGAUCUGUUGGAUCACCAUAUUCAGAUCACUAAACAAGCAUUGUCCAAUUGUUGUUGUAGCUAGCGGGUCGUUCAGUUUUGACUAGUUCUGAAAGUGUCCAAGUUAUACCGUGUAACCCUUUGGAGUUCGCCAGGCAAUUCAAUGUCUGGAGUUUGUAUGCGCCAUUGAGCAGACAAUUAUGAUCCGAAUUAAGCUCUGCACCUUAAUUUUUCCAUACUGAAUCA
This is a messenger RNA of Oryza sativa Japonica Group (Japanese rice), 1808 nucleotides long. NCBI's taxonomy places the organism in Eukaryota, Viridiplantae, Streptophyta, Magnoliopsida, Poales, Poaceae. The record is from RefSeq and is a predicted model, not a curated record.